UAACAAACACGCUCAAACCCAUUUACAGCAAUCAGUGUAAUCAGCUUUGAGGCUUUGUGUGACCCAGUUGGAAGUCACAUUUACUCCGCCUGCUUCUUCCUUAUCCGGGAGCUAUCAGUCAUCAUCCCCCUCCCCAUCCACCUGCAUUAAGGAGUUGCAGCUACAUCACCCGUUUUCUUUCCUUAGUUUGAACAGUUUCUGAAGUUGGAACAUCUUAUUUUAGUUUGCUGAAUAGGUUCUGAAGAAGUGAUAUCUUGUUUAAUGUCAAACUUCGUUUGUGAACUGCGACGCAAAGAGGAACAACUAAAAGCAAGCUGAACAUGACAGCAGUUGGUAGCAGAAGAAAAGAGACGGGUUUCAAAAACAUUAUACUUUAACACCGAAUAAUCCUUCUGUUGGGCUUUUAAGGAAGGCUGUAAAGAGAAGAACUGUUUUGAUUACAAAACAGAUCUUAAAAUGAGGACCGUGCCUUACUUCGGGUAAUAACUUGCGGAAAAUGUUGCAUCAUUUUACUGAAGGAAUGCCAUACAGUCUUCCAAAACUUUGUUUUUAAAGCUGUCGAGACUUAAUUCCAAUGUGCUAUAACUCGACACCGUAAAAUUAAACUGACAGUCAUAAGCGGACCGGUGAUCCGCUGUAGCGACCCCUAACCGGGAAAAACCGAAAAACGUUACUUUUUAUUACAUAAUAUGCCUGAACAGAAGACGAGCUCACAGAAGCCCGUUUAACUCUUAAGGUGCACUGGAUUUCAAAUACCUGUCGAAGUGGGUGGUGGCGCUGUCCAACGUCCUGAACCGAAUAAUCUGUACAGACCAAGUUCUGUCUAGUCUGUUUUAGGACAGUGAACACUUUUGGUGAAACUAUGUGAUUUUUCAGAACACAAACGAAACCGGACUAUUAUUUUUACUGAACAAGUGUGAUUAAAACAUGUAGUCAUCUAUACAGGAAGAGACCUGGACUGUUACUUAUCCAGAUUUAUAAUCGCAAAGGAUCGUUUAACUUCAUCAGCUUGUUGGGUAGUUUGUUGGAGCCAUGGUCACUAAUUGCACUAUUAAUGAUACUACACCGCUACUUUCCGAAAACAUCCAUUACAACUUUCCAGUGUUGAUUUUCGGGAUAUUUAUAAUUAUAUUCAUCAUCGGUGGUAACGUUUUGGUUUGCAUCAGUGUCUGCACAGAAAGAGCUUUAAAAACAACAACCAACUACUUCAUAAUGAGUUUGGCUGUAGCUGACCUUCUGCUUGCUGUGUUGGUAUUACCGCUGUACGUCUACUCUGAGUUUCAGGAAGGCAUAUGGUCCCUGAGCACUGCCCUCUGUGAUGCUUUGAUGACAAUGGACGUGAUGCUUUGUACUGCAUCUAUUUUUAACCUGUGUGCAAUCAGUGUUGACAGGUUCAUUGCUGUAUCUAUUCCAUUGACAUAUAACAGGCGUCAGAUAGAUCAUCGCCAAAUAUUUCUUAUCUCAACCACAUGGAUUGUUGCAUUUGCUGUUGCAUGUCCAGUCAUUUUUGGUAUAAACAAUGUAACAAGAAGGGACCCUUCUGUUUGCCAGCUGGAAGACAACAAUUACAUAAUUUAUUCAUCAAUUUGCUCAUUUUUUAUUCCCUGCCCAAUCAUGCUUUGUUUGUAUUGCUGGAUGUUUCGGGGCUUGAGGAAAUGGGAAGGAGCAAGAAAGGCCAAGUUAAGGAACAACAUGCAUGCGUUUAGGAAGAUCCAGGGUGGCCACAUGUUGGCACCGUGUCCCUCCCCAGUAAUGGAAAAGAAACCAGUGGAUGCAAAUCUAGAUGGGCUGAACAUUUAUACACAUACAGAGUGUACCUUCCCAGCUGGAUAUCUCAACAGACCUGUACAGACUGUGGCCUUUCCUGAGAUGAAGUACACUCAUGUGAUUUCCCUAAAGAAACAUGCCAAAAUUAAUGGGAGGGAGAGGAAGGCCAUGAAGGUAUUGCCAGUUGUUAUAGGUGCUUUUCUCUUUUGCUGGACACCCUUCUUUGUGGUUCAUAUAACAAGAGCACUAUGUGACUGCUGUGAUAUCCCUGCCUGGUUGGUCAGUACUGUUACCUGGCUAGGCUACGUGAACAGUGCCCUCAAUCCAAUUAUUUAUACUGUUUUCAACACUGAAUUCAGAAACUACUUUAACAAAGUCUUGCACGCUUGCUGGAAAUGCUCUUGAUUUCUUUUAA
Molecule: messenger RNA, 2182 nt
Organism: Protopterus annectens (West African lungfish)
Lineage: Eukaryota; Metazoa; Chordata; Ceratodontiformes; Protopteridae
Product: D(4) dopamine receptor-like
Exons: 4
Coding region: 1033-2172 (379 amino acids)
Biological process (GO): adenylate cyclase-inhibiting dopamine receptor signaling pathway; adenylate cyclase-activating adrenergic receptor signaling pathway
Cellular component (GO): plasma membrane
Molecular function (GO): G protein-coupled receptor activity; dopamine neurotransmitter receptor activity, coupled via Gi/Go
Source: RefSeq, a predicted model, not a curated record